CCAAAGCACACGUAAUGACUUCCUUACGAAAGUUCGACAUGAGGAUCCUGUCGCCAGAACGCUGACGUCUACUUAAACAUAAGGGCGAGAGCCCCGGGCCGGAGCGGCGCAACGGCGAGUGCGAGCCGUCAGAGAUGCCGGCUUCGGACGCGCCGCCCGCGCCCACCGCGCCACCGCCCGACCCGCCUGCCACCACCAACAAUCAGUCCCAGAAAACCCGUUCACUAGUGGUGUCCCUGACUCCACCCCGAGAGCGCGAGACCUGGGCCAAGAAGGCGGAGUUCCUGCUGGCUGUGGUGGGGUUCGCAGUGGACCUCGGCAAUGUCUGGCGGUUUCCCUACAUCUGCUAUCAGAAUGGCGGCGGUGCGUUCCUCAUCCCUUACUGUGUGAUGCUGCUGUUCGGCGGGAUGCCGCUGUUCUUCAUGGAGCUGGCGCUGGGCCAGUACCAUCGCUGCGGCUGUCUCACGCUGUGGAAGAGGAUCUGUCCUGCGCUGAAGGGCGUCGGCUACGCGAUCUGCAUGAUCGAUAUUUACAUGGGCAUGUACUAUAACACGAUCAUCGGCUGGGCGGUGUACUACCUGGUGGCUUCCAUCUCCUCCAUCAAUUCCGUGCUGCCCUGGACCAGCUGCAACAACGAGUGGAACACUCCGCUCUGCACACCAGUUACAUCUCCUCAGAUCAAUCCUAAUGCUUCCACGCCUGCUAAGGAGUUCUUUGAACGUAACGUGUUGGAGCAACAUAAAUCUAAUGGGCUGGACUACAUGGGUCCUAUCAAGCCGUCACUGGCAGUCUGUGUGUUCGGGGUCUUUGUUCUCGUCUACUUCUCCCUGUGGAAGGGAGUCAGGAGUGCUGGCAAGGUGGUAUGGGUGACUGCACUGGCUCCGUAUGCUGUGCUGCUGAUUCUGCUGGCGCGAGGAGUGACGCUACCGGGAGCUACGGAGGGCAUCCGAUAUUAUCUCACCCCGGAGUGGCAUAAGCUACAGAACUCGAAGGUGUGGAUAGAUGCAGCCUCUCAAAUUUUCUUCUCGCUGGGUCCCGGGUUCGGCACUCUACUGGCGCUGUCCAGCUACAAUAAGUUUAAUAACAACUGCUACCGGGAUGCUCUCAUCACGUCAUCUAUCAACUGCCUCACCAGUUUCCUCGCUGGCUUCGUCAUAUUCUCUGUUUUGGGAUAUAUGGCGCACGUCCAAAAUAAGAGCAUCGAGGAGGUAGGUCUGGAAGGUCCGGGGCUGGUGUUCAUCGUGUACCCUGAAGCCAUCGCCACCAUGACCGGCUCCGUCUUCUGGGCCAUCAUAUUUUUCCUGAUGCUUAUCACACUUGGAUUGGAUAGCACCUUUGGAGGUCUGGAAGCUGUAACUACGGCUCUGUGUGACGAAUACCCUCGUGUGUUGGGCCGACACCGAGAAGCAUUCGUAGCUGUACUUCUGCUGUUCAUCUAUAUCUGUGCCCUGCCAACUACCACCUAUGGAGGAGUGUAUCUGGUGGAUCUCCUGAACGUGUACGGUCCAGGACUAGCGAUUUUAUUCGUGGUGUUCGCGGAGGCAGCUGGCGUCUGCUGGGUGUACGGAGUGGACCGGUUCUCCGAAGACGUGAGGACAAUGUUGGGCCACACGCCUGGGUGGUUCUGGAGGGCUUGCUGGUCUUAUAUCAGCCCAGUGUUUCUGCUGGUGCUGUUCAUCGUCUCAGUGCUGGCCCACGAGGAGAUGCUGGGCGGGGAGUAUGCGUACCCUCCCUGGUCCAUCACCGUCGGCUGGGUGAUGACCGGCACCACCGUCUCCUGCAUCCCUCUCUACAUUCUAUACAAGUUUAUCAUCACGCCCGGCGGAUUCCUCCACCGCAUCAAGACCAUAAAGCGACCCGAAGUGGUGUCGAUACCGCCAUCAGACCCCACUCUCUGCAGCCUGUGACCUAACCACACCUACAGCUCAGCACCUUCUCGCACCAAGCCUGCGAUAGAAUGGCUCGUCUAGAUCUUACCUAGAUUACCCUAGCCUACAUAACAUGUAUGUCUGCAAAAUUGAUUAAACUGAAAAUAAAACAACAGACACCAGCAAGGCAACUUGUCAUUAAAUUUUCAACUUACUUGUUUUGAUAUUGUAGUUGGAAAUCCAAUAAAAAAAUUGACAGAUUGGUGUAGCUUGACCUGCUGGCGUCUGUACUUACUACAUUUGAUAAUGUUGCAGUGCUUUUCGAUUUCGCAGACAUUUUUUCAUUAAAAAAAACUCCGGUAUGUUAUAAUAUAUUAUUAAUGCAUAUAUAAUCGAUCGAUGUCGUAGCGUUUUACUUAGAAAUUAAAGCAUAUUCUGCUUGUGGAAUUUAAGAAUUUUUAACGAUGUUGAACACGUAUUAUAAGUAGCUGUUUUAUCUAUCUACUUUAGGAAAGAAAAAUACAUUUUAACAAAGGCAUUAUACUCAUGUUUCAUUAAAUAUAGGAAAUAAAAAAUGCUGCUUGAAAAACUUGCAUUUCUUAGAAUAAAUAUGUAAUGUAUAACUCUAUACCGAUUAGUGUUAUUGUCGUGUUUUAAUAUAUACAACGAAUAUUUCUAAUUAUAUAUAAAGGACUAGUUUAGAAAUUACUUAUAUUUAUAUCUUGUAAUGUAUAUCAAAAGUGUUGCUGGACAGACUAUAAAAAAACCAUUUGCGGGAUUGUAAAAUAUUAAUAUUACCAUCUGGAUUUUGGCAAAUUUCAAUAUAAAAACAUGCUUACAGAUGGUAAUACUUAUUAAAUUUCUUUGUGAAUACUUGUAUUAAUUUUAAAAUACGUUUUUAAUAAUUUUAAGCAAACCC
Spodoptera litura is the source of this 2787-nucleotide messenger RNA. RefSeq names its product serotonin transporter (gene Sert). The record is from RefSeq and is a predicted model, not a curated record. Gene Ontology annotation, cellular component: plasma membrane; neuron projection; synapse. NCBI's taxonomy places the organism in Eukaryota, Metazoa, Arthropoda, Insecta, Lepidoptera, Noctuidae. Gene Ontology annotation, molecular function: serotonin binding; serotonin:sodium:chloride symporter activity. Gene Ontology annotation, biological process: serotonin uptake; sodium ion transmembrane transport; amino acid transport.